AAACAGAGCAUAGAGCUCGCAGCGGAGAGGAGGGAACAUUGAAAAACCAUUUGAGGGCUAAAACCCUAAAACCAGAGCAGACCAGAAUCUCUCCCCCUCUCUCUGUCUCUCUCUGAAAUUAAUGUUCUCUCGUUUUGGGUGGAGCUUUUUCAUAUUUUCCUACUAAUUUUAUUUUCUUUUUAUUUUUUGGGGCUUAAUCUUCACUUUAAUUUUCUAUUUCCACUAAAGUUCUUUGCUCAGUCUUUCAUGGCUAUCCUUCUUCGAAAGGCUUCUUCUCUGAGACGUGCUCUACUUUCUCCCGAGGUCUUGAGGGGAGGAAUAUUGGGGUCGUCUUCUCAGAGUUGCAAUUUUUCUACUAAAGGUAGAAGGAAAUCCAAGUCGGAUGGAAGUGAUACCAGUGAAGACAACUUGUCCAAGAAGGAGGUGGCUCUACAACAAGCCCUAGAUCAAAUUACUAGCACAUAUGGAAAGGGGUCCAUCAUGUGGUUUGGCAGGUCAAUUGCCCCAAAAGAUGUUCCAGUGGUGUCCACAGGUUGCUUUGGUCUUGACAUAGCACUUGGAACUGGUGGGCUUCCAAAGGGGCGUGUUGUGGAGAUUUAUGGGCCUGAGGCUUCUGGGAAAACCACUCUUGCUCUACAUGUAAUUGCUGAAGCACAGAAGCAAGGAGGUUACUGUGUUUUUAUUGACGCUGAGCACGCACUUGACUCUUCACUAGCUCAGGCCAUUGGAGUAAAUACUGAAAACUUGCUUCUAUCACAACCUGAUUGUGGUGAACAAGCUCUCAGCCUGGUGGACAUGCUUAUAAGGAGUGGUUCUGUGGAUGUUGUGGUUGUUGACAGUGUAGCUGCCCUUGUGCCUAAAAGUGAGCUUGAUGGUGAGAUGGGCGACGCCCACAUGGCAAUGCAAGCUAGAUUGAUGAGCCAGGCGCUGCGCAAAUUGAGCCAUUCUUUAUCGCUGUCACAGACAAUCUUGAUCUUUAUAAAUCAAGUGAGGUCAAAGCUUAGUACAUUUGGAGGAUUUGGUGGGUCAACUGAAGUAACUUGUGGUGGUAAUGCUUUGAAGUUCUAUGCUUCAGUGCGCUUGAACAUAAGAAGGGUGGGGUUUAUAAAGAAGGGGGAAGAGACUACUGGAAGUCAAGUUCAAGUGAAAAUUGUAAAGAAUAAACUUGCCCCCCCAUUUAAAACAGUCCAAUUUGAACUUGAAUUUGGAAAGGGAAUAUGUCGAGAGUCAGAGCUCAUAGAAUUGGGGGUAAAACACAAAUACCUUGUAAGGGCUGGUUCGUUUUACAAUUACAAUGGUCAGAGUUUCCGCGGGAAGGAAGCCCUUAAACGCUUUCUGGCAGAAAAUGAUGUUGCACGGGAAGAACUUAUGAUGCAACUGAGGCAGAAGCUACUAGAUGUCGGCUCAAGUAAGUACGAGGGAGCAGAGUAUGGAGAGCCUGUAGAAGAAAUUGUUUCACCUGAUUCUACAGAUGAAGAAGCUGUUACUGCAGUAGAAGCAUAGUUUUCAAAUGCAUGAAAUUGAAAAUCAUUGGAGUUAUCCUGCUAGAUUCCAUGGUAUCCUUCAGUUUUCCCAGGGAUCCUGCAAUUUCAGCCUGCACAAAUUGAUGGAAGGAUAUGAAAGGCCCUUGGUUUCUAAUCACAAGCUACCAUUGCUUAUAUACACACAUGGCCUUGAAUUGGUGGCUUUGUAAGUUAAAUGUGUUAAGUUGAUCAUGUAAAUUUUAGGCUUUUGUGGCUUUAUGUACCAGCGGCAAAAUUUUUGUUUAGCUUUCCAUCUCCAUUUUGUAUGUGAACAGAGUAACCGAGUAAUCAAAAUCCACAUUUUUUUUUUGGUUUUA
This is a messenger RNA of Manihot esculenta (cassava), 1840 nucleotides long. Its product is annotated as DNA repair protein recA homolog 3, mitochondrial. Lineage: Eukaryota; Viridiplantae; Streptophyta; Magnoliopsida; Malpighiales; Euphorbiaceae. Bases 247 to 1503 code for a protein of 418 amino acids. The record is from RefSeq and is a predicted model, not a curated record. Gene Ontology annotation, molecular function: ATP hydrolysis activity; single-stranded DNA binding; ATP-dependent DNA damage sensor activity. The transcript has 8 exons. Gene Ontology annotation, biological process: DNA repair.